Molecule: messenger RNA, 483 nt
Organism: Schistosoma turkestanicum
Lineage: Eukaryota; Metazoa; Platyhelminthes; Trematoda; Strigeidida; Schistosomatidae
Source: the annotation of a GenBank genome assembly
AUGAAUACUGUACAUAAUGCUAAAGAGGUACAUCUAUCAUGGUUACCUUCUACUACUGGAUCACCUCCACCAUUGAAUGCAGUUCAAGCAGAUUCUGGUAUUUGUUUGAUUCGAGGUAAAAUAGGUGAAAAUUUAAUACCAGGGAAAAUGCUUCUCAGAAAUGGUGCAGCUUCUGUACUUGACAAAGGGAAAGACAUUGUAAUUUCCGAAUUUGAAAUUUUGUGUAACACAAACGUAUUUUCAAAUCAAACUUUUUACAAUUGGGUUCCAGCGUUUUUAGGCGAAGUGCCAACUGGUGCAUUACUUGCUGGUAUAAUAACUGAUACCAAUGAAUUUUUAUAUAUUGCUCGUGCUAUAGUAGAAGAUGAAAUGUGUAUUGGUCAAGUGAAUUGUUCACAAAAAUUUGCACUUGUUUCACACAAGGGUAAAGAAUACAAAGUAAAAGAUUAUGAUGUUCUUUGUUUUGUCAAACAACAGAAUUAA